Messenger RNA from Trichomonas vaginalis G3, 2547 nucleotides. RefSeq lists its product as uncharacterized. The record is from RefSeq and is a predicted model, not a curated record. Lineage: Eukaryota; Parabasalia; Trichomonadida; Trichomonadidae. The transcript has a single exon. The coding region runs from base 1 to 2547 and encodes 848 amino acids.
AUGGAAAAUGAUAAAAGCAAUGCAUUUAAUAUUGAAAACGAAAACUUUGAGAUGACAUUAGAUAUUAUCGAUGCUAAUGUAGCAAAAAAGCAAAGUAGCUUAUAUUAUUACGUAAAAAUCCAGAAAUUAAAAGAAUCUUCAGAAGGACUAUUUUUUGCUCUCAACAAUGUAAUGCAGUGCAAGACAUUUGAAUCUUUCAAUGUAGUUUUGGAUAUAUUCAAUAAUUUAUUAUUACUCCAAGGAAUAACAUGGAUACAUUUUCAAAAUGAAGAAGAAAAAAUAAGCGCCAUUGAGUCAGUAAAAGAAAUAUUCUUUUUUGAAAUCGAAAACUCUAAAUUUACCGAACAUAUCGAAUUUGAAACUGUAAUUAACAAGAUCAGGAUAAAACUCAUAUUUGAUGCGUACAACAGCAAAAUAUACAAUCAUAAGGAACUAAUUUUAUCAUCGCUUUCCACUUUAAAUCCAAAACAUUCUUUAAAAUUUAUUCUUGAAAUUGAAAAUUCCUUAGUAAUCAGGCCGUACAUGACGAGAUAUGACUAUGAUGCAUUCAUUAAUGACCUUAAUAUUGACGGAACUCAAUCAGAAUUACUAGAUUUUGUUAUCAAAAAGAUUAACGACGGAAAUAUAGAAUUUUUAGAAUGCCUAGCAUCACUUAUUAGAUGGGUCGAUAUAAACCUACUGAAUUUAGAGUCUGCUCGAAGUGCUGUUAAAAUGUUUUUAGAAAACCCUCAAACAACAGCUCUCGCGCUUAAAUGUAUCACGUCACUUCUCAAAAGGAGCAUUACUGCAGCAGAAUUUGUUGAAUAUAUUGAUUAUUUCGAACUUGACAAUAUAAUUAUGAGAAUUUUACAAAAAGAAGACCUGAAGACUAAUGAUUUCUUGAUUACUGUUGAUUGCUUAAUCGAAAUCUGUCAACUUGAUGACAUUUUCACGAGAUUUUGGGAUCAAUAUUCUUAUGCUUUUAUUUAUUCAAUUAUCAGAUGCCCAAAUGCAAGAAAGAUGCCAGAUUCAAUCGUUACAUACGCAAAAUCCCAUCAAGAUGAUUGUCAGAAGUUAAUCGAACUUGAAAUUCGUUGUUUCAGUGAGGUUUUGCAGGCAAAAGACCCACCAGACUUCGAAAGAUCCAUUUCUAAUAUAAUGACCAACUUAACUAGCAUGUAUAACCUUGCUUUUGUAAAUAAAAAUCCUAAUACCAAUAAACGACCAGUUUAUUGUCUUCUUGAAGAUAUCCUCGAACAAAUAAUCAAUAACGAUGAAUAUGUUAACGAAGAAGAGAUGAUUGUAAUUGGUUUAUCAAAUUAUUACGAUAAAUCAAGAAAUUUUGAAGACAUGGCACUUUUGAUAAAGGAUUUAUCCGGUUUCAUGCGUAAUGACAUCUUUACAACAAGAAGAUUGAGGUGUUAUUCGGAAUAUCUUAGUUUAUUCGACAAUAAAACAGAAAAGUUCGAAGGAGUUAUAGAAUGUGGUGAGGUUGCUUUCAAAAAAGCGUUUGAUACACUUUUUGCCGACGAAAACUUAAUUUCUACUUUUGAAGGAAAAGAAAUUUUGACACAACUGAAAAAUUUCCUAGAAUCAACAAGUUCGGACUACAUAAGUCAACUACAGGACGAUAUACCAACGAUUAUCGAGAAAUUGUUCCAAUUCGGAUCUGAAGAUUCAAUUAAUUUAUCUUGUACAUUAAUAGCAAAGAUUCAAGACCAGGAUAUCAAGGACACAUUAUUUACUCAAUGUUUUGAGGCUAUUAUCAAUGCAGAAUAUGAUGAUGAAGACAAAUUAUUUAAAUAUGGAUUUGAUUUUCUACAAAAAAUCAAAUUUACACCAUACGAUGCUAUCAAAUCCCUUUACACAAAAUUCUUCUCAUUGGUUGCUGAGCAAAAAGCGUAUAUUUCUGAAUUAAUUCUCACAUCAACCGAAAUUUUCGGUUACGAAGCCUUUCCAAUGAUAUGGGACUCGAUCAGAUAUGAGUGGAAUAAGGUGAAAGUCCGAAUUAAUUUACUUAAAGCCGCAUUGGAGCUUCCUUUAGACCAAGAUAUUCAAAAUUACAUCAUCGACCUGUUCAAAUUGAUUGCUAAUCAGAUAGUUGCUUGUGAUCCAAAACACCAAGACCUAUUCUAUACUUAUCAUAGCUAUUUGGCUUCAUUUAUAGUAAAAUUUUUCGAUAAUUUUGUUCCAGAUGAAGACAAACUUAAUUACCUUGACACAAUUGUUGAUUUCUUCUGCAGAGCUGACAUUUUCAAACUGGCUUUGGAAACAAUUAUGCCGUUUUUCAUUGAAAAAAUCCCAGAUGCGCUUCCGAUCUUCGCAGAAGCAAGAUUUAUAUCAUUUGAGAUCUUAUUUAGAGAUCUUAAAAUAACAAAAGAGGACGCACAAUUCUAUUUCAAGUUGUUCUACAGAUAUCAUCAGAAAUUAUUCCAAGUUAAUCCAGAAGCAUUCCAGAAUUCAGUUAAAUAUGUUGGUGAAAGCAAUAUAUUCGGUCAAUACCUUAAUGCUGUCCAAGGUUUGAUGCCGAUUGAAAAAUUUAUUCAACAUUAUAAUUCUCCACAUUAA